GUGUGUAUGUCCUGGACAAAAUUGAAUUUAAGACUGCAUUUAACAAGGUUUGUUUUCCUUCUUUUAGACUUCCCGUGUGAGGCGUUCGCCGAAAGGUGUUGCCACAAGGCGUAGAGGAGGAAAGCGGCAGGUGCUGGCAACACCUUCACCUGCCCGUGUCACCAUGCCUGCCUCCGGGCCCAGACCAGCGGUGCAGCAGGUGGAGACGACAGCCCAGGAGUCGUCCAGCGUGGUGCCAGGGGUGGUCGUCGUCCGGGAGGAGGUCGCCGCAGCGUGCCCAGCUGUCCCGGAGGUGGAGGCGACAGUCCAGGAGUCGGCCAGCGAGGUGCCGGGAGUGGUCGUCGGUCAGGAGGAGGUCGCCGCAUCGUGCCCUGCUGUCCCAGAGGAGCGACAGAAGAUCGACAAAGCUAAGGCUGUUUUUGUUCCUUCUGUUUGUGUUAGUGAUGUUAAGUCAGAGUCUAGCGCUAAUGCUGUGGCAACAGGGUCUAACAUAGAUAGCAGCAGGAUUAGGCUAGCUAAAGUUGUGCGCGGGUCGUUUCAUCAGGGAAAUGCCCGAUUUGUGUAUGGAGGUGUGCAGUGUAUGGCUAUAGCUUUGGUCAGCUUAGCCAAACACACAGUGAGGAGCGCGUUCUCGUGGGACAGGCUGGAUCUGGAUCGCGCGUUGGUUGAAGGUGAUGAGUUGUACACGAGUUUGCGUGACCUCAACAUCUUUAGCCAUGUGUCUAAUCUGCUGUCUGUGCCAGAUUUGCCACAACAGCUGGAAUUAGACGGACAGUUGUUUAGGUUCAGUUUUGGUGACACGGUGUUAGGCGAAGUAGGCGUGACCGAAGGUGAAUACAUCGAUUUCGGUGUAUUCAUCAGCUUGCGGAAUGGACUGGAGCGGAUCUUCAGUCAAUACACCACAUGUCUUUUGACAAUGUGCGGAAACACCACUGCCAUCGUGCGUGAGGGUGGACGGUUCGCUGUGGUCGACAGUCACUCACGCAGUAACACUGGCUUGUUACACCACAACGGUACAAGCGUGGUUCUGCAUUUCGCGUGUCUCGACGACCUGCACCACUACAUCUGUCGUUUGGCCGACAGUCUCCGUUCGAGGGAGAAGCUCUUUGAGCUGUGUGGUGUUACGGUCAGCACGGAUGCAAGUCCAGCGCGGUCUGGUGUGUCUGUGGAGAGUCUCGUCACUGGGAUGAGCGCUGCUCCAGCACCAGAGUCUAGUGUGCUCACUGAGGCUGGGAGAAAAAGUGAGGUGUCUGCAGGCAGUUGUGUGCCUGAGUGUGGUGUCAGCAUUGCCGCAAGUCCGGCACUGUCUGGCAUUUCUGUUUUUAGUUUCUCCAGCGAGGUGAGCAGCGGUUCAGCGGUAGAACCAACGGUGAUCGAUGGCAGAAAGCGUGUCAUUUCUUCUGACACUUGUAUGUCGAAGAAAUCCAAGAGUUUCGAUGUCCGAGAGGUCAAUUUGGAUGUCGAAUUUGUUAGCGAGGUGAGAAGCGAAGAGCUGGUCUUCCAUCCCCUCGGCUUAGAUGUUUGUCGUGCUUUAUGCACAAAGUUGAACGUUGAUUGCGUUAAGGUUGUUAGUCCGGUAGCCACAGAGGAGGGGUUGUUAGGUGUUCCUUGUAGCAAAGAGAGGAUUGUGGCCGAUGGGAACUGCUUCUUCAGAGCCAUCUCUCAGGCGGUGAGUGGUUCUCAGAAGCACCAUCGUAGGAUUAGGUUAGCUGUAUGUAAAGAGUUAGAAAGGAACACUGAUAGAUAUCAGAGUUUUUUGAGGAGUGAGUACUCCUCUGUGUUAGAGUAUAUUGAGCAGUCCAGGAUGAGGCGUGUCGGUAGUUGGGCCACAGAGGUAGAGAUUCAGGCGACAGCUGAUUGGUUAGGCGUUAGUGUGUUUACGUUCCAUGAUGGACGUUGGAUAAAGUAUAGCUGUAGCAGUAAGCAUUUGUCAGCGGAGUGUAUUUACAUAGACAAUGUCAUGGGACGGCAUUUUGAGAAUGUUGUUUGCGUGUGUAAGCCUGGACUGCAUAGUUGUUACGGGUACUGUAAACUUAGGGAAGUGUCGGGUUACAACGUAAGAUCUAGAAUGAUGGAUGUUGCAGACAACACAGCGGUUAGGUGUAGUGAUGUAGUUGGUUCUGUUGUAGGUGUACAGGAUAGUGUCAAGGUUGUGGAGGCUGCUAGGGAGCUAGUGUCAGGUAGAAUGUCAGGGAAGUCAAAGUAUCUGAGGCAGAAACAGAAGAAGCAGGAGAAGUUCAAUUUGCCGCUUAGGGAGAAACGUCAGGUCAGGAUAGAGGUCAGGGUGAAAUUGGUGAUCUAGUGGAAUCAGCAGACAUAGGACAGGAUGAACUGCUACAUGACAGACAACAGCACUGCAUGUUUCAGGACACUUGUCUUAUGCCUGUUGAUAUUGGUCA
This is a messenger RNA of Myripristis murdjan (pinecone soldierfish), 2399 nucleotides long. RefSeq lists its product as uncharacterized. The record is from RefSeq and is a predicted model, not a curated record. The transcript has 5 exons. Gene Ontology annotation, biological process: protein deubiquitination. Gene Ontology annotation, molecular function: cysteine-type deubiquitinase activity. Bases 164 to 2302 code for a protein of 712 amino acids. NCBI's taxonomy places the organism in Eukaryota, Metazoa, Chordata, Actinopteri, Holocentriformes, Holocentridae.